AUAGCCAGCCCACAUGCACACGCAGAGAGAGCUUUACCUGCCUGUCUCUGGCUCCCGCUACAGAGGGGCAAAAAGCGGGAGCGACUGAGACUGCUGCAAGCUACACAAGGGACUUUAUAACCGGCUCCACUUCUGCCUGGCUGAGAUCGCCGAGCAUUUUAAUUAGAAACCCCGUCGCCCUAUCUUCCCUCCCCUGCCCGCCCCCAAGUCACUCUCUGGCUAGGCAAGCCCAGAGAGCCCCGAACAGAGGAGGAGCCAGGCAGCGGGCGAGCGAGCCGGAGUGGAGCUGCCCGGGAGCCCGCAUGAAACUUGGCGAAGUUAGUUGGAAGCUCUGGGAGCCGCCGCCGAGCUCCAAGUUGGAACCUGAUCCCGGGACUGGGCGCUGAGCGGGGCCGCUGGUUCCUGCCCUGCACGGCUCGCGUGCGCUCUAGGGGCCGCAGCAGGAGGCGUCGCGGAGCCCAGACCAGAGUGGGGGACAAUCCUCCGCCCCUCUCCCCCCCAGCAGGCGAAGGAGAAGAAGCGAGUAUGUCCGAGGAGAAAGCGGCUCGCAACGGCUCGCCAGGGGCAGUUAUCUGGCUGUGAGCGGAAGGGACCCAGCUAAUCGCCAGCCUCGCGCUAAAGCGGCCCGGGGAGGAAAGCGGACAGCUCCCGCUGCCCCCGCCACACGCCCUGCGUCCGGAGAGCGCCGGCCCGCGGUUUGUUUGCAGGCUCGCCAUGGGUAGGACUCUGUGAUCAUUGCUUGGAUCGCGGCUCGCCUUGCACGGAAGGAAGCCGCCGUGUCUCCCCUGCUCCCCCCGGCCGCUGUCAAAUGACAAGUCCCCGAGAAGAGUUGAGCUAGUGGAAGGGGAAGGGGGGAUGUUUGCACUUUUCCGUUGUUCCCUUUGAACUCUGGGGGCACCAGCAUCCAACCCGAGCGGCAUCUGGAGAGAGUUUCAAAAUCCUGCUUGAGAAAAGAAAGAAACUUCCCGGCGGAAAGAAGAGACCCGAGCCCGGGACAGUCUCCUGGCUGGGGGCCAGCUCUGGACGGAGAGGAAAGCGGUGCACAGGGGACCUGCCGUUUGGGACAUCGGCUUUCAGGGUGCGGAGAGGAGCCCAGGGUUGGGGCCACCUGGAGCCCAGCAGUCCCCAGGUGCGGGACUUUUCCUCCCGGGAGGCCCAGAGGGAGGGGCGGCCCGAAGUUGGUGCUGCAGUUCCCGGACUCGUUCUGCUGCGGAGCAAAGAUUGAUUUUCUGCGGGCUGCGAGCGGCGGGGGAGAGGUGACCGGGGCAGGCGGCCGCCAGCGCGGGGUGGGCUGCAGCCUGCAGCAGCUGCAGGGCUUGCCGGGGGCCAGCAUGUCCAAGCCGGUGGAUCAUGUCAAGAGGCCCAUGAACGCCUUCAUGGUGUGGUCCCGGGCGCAGCGCCGGAAGAUGGCCCAGGAGAACCCCAAGAUGCACAACUCGGAGAUCAGCAAGCGCCUGGGGGCCGAGUGGAAGCUGCUCACCGAGGCGGAGAAGCGGCCCUUCAUCGACGAGGCCAAGCGGCUGCGGGCCAUGCACAUGAAGGAGCAUCCCGACUACAAGUACCGGCCCCGCCGGAAGCCCAAGACCCUGCUCAAGAAGGACAAGUUCGCCUUCCCGGUGCCCUACGGCCUGGCGGAUCCCGACCACCCGCACGGGCUGAAGGCGGCCGGGCUGCACGGCGGGGCCGGCGGGGGCCUGGUACACGACUCCCUGCUGGCUAACCCGGAGAAAGCGGCCGCCGCCGCCGCAGCAGCAGCCGCCCGGGUCUUCUUCCCCCAGUCGGCGGCCGCCGCCGCCGCCGCAGCUGCCGCCGCGGCCGCCAGCAGCCCCUACUCGCUGCUGGACCUGGGCUCCAAAAUGGCAGAGCUCUCGUCGUCCUCCUCCGCCUCGGCGCUGCCCUACGCCUCCUCCCUGGCCUACCCAGGCUCCGCGGGAGCCGGCGCCUUCCACGGGGCCGCCGCCGCAGCUGCCGCUGCCGCUGCCGCCGCCGGGGGGCACACUCACUCGCACCCGUCCCCGGGCAACCCGGGCUACAUGAUCCCCUGCAACUGCAGCGCCUGGCCCAGCCCGGGCCUCCAGCCGCCCCUCGCCUACAUCCUGCUGCCCGGCAUGGGCAAGCCCCAGCUGGACCCGUACCCGGCAGCCUACGCGGCGGCGCUAUGACAUCCGCGCCGUACGGACAGAGCCGAGCGGCGGACUCCCAGGCUCGGCUCCUGGGAGAGCCGCUUGGGGACAGGUGCAGAGGGAUGGGCGCCAGCAGCUGCGGACUCGCCGACGGGGAAGGUGCAAGGGCGGGACGGGGGCGAGUGUCUGUGUAAACGGGAGCGUUUCUGCCCUGCGCUCCUGCUGCAAACUUCUCGCUGCUCCAGCAGCAGGUGGUGCCUGGCUGGCCCUCCUCGGACCUGUUGCGUGUUGCCCACAGACACCAUUGAGAAGAAACUCCCUAGCUAGAGGUGGUUACCCCAUCUGCCCCCCCCCCCUUUUUUUUUAAGAAUUGGUGUGUGUUGCAUGCAGCCUUUGCAGAUACCUGAGCUGAAAGGGCUUGUUCUCUCACUGGUUUCUCCCUAAGUGCAUCUUCCUUUGCCUGGCCUGUCUCCCUUCCCGCCUCCCAAAUCUGUGCUAUUUGAACUUAUCCAAAACGUCCUCACUGCAACACCACCCCCAAAAAGGGAGCAAAUUGUUGCCAGAGUGGAGGGACAAAUCUGGCGUUUGGAUCUGAAAUGUUUCCUUUGUUUUAUAUCAAGUCCUAUGCGAAGGGGAGCAGGAAACACAAAAAGAAAUAGACUGUAAAGUGAAAUACUGUCCCUCUGAUCUCCCCAGCCCCCCGCUCCCCUUAACAUAUCCCACACGACUUCCUGAAGUCCUCUUCUAUGGGACACUCAUACAAAUUUCAUUCUUAAUUUACAGCCUGUGUCUCUUAUUUUUCCCGAUCCUUAGGUCUCACCUUAAGACUGUAAAUUUGUAAAUUUCUGUGGAAACGUUAGGUCUUUGAUUGAAAAUACGUUGCUUCCUUUGCCCACAUUUGAGUCAGUUUUAGACUCAAAAAAAAAAAAAAAAAAAUGAACGCCUUUCAGAAUAAAUACAAAUAUUGCGUCACCGUUUAAGGAUCGCAAUUUUAUCUAAGGUUAAAUCAGACUUUUUGUCUGAGUGAUAAUUAUAUAUUUAUUAUUUAGCUUAACUGAAACAGAGGUUGUUUUGACAGCAGAAGAAUAUUCUCAUGUUCAAAGAACCGUUCCCUAUCAAACAUGAAGUGUUUAAAUGUGUUUUUGAGUACCCUUCCUACCUGCUUAGGUUAUUUUUAGAGCAACUGCAAUUCAAUUGCAAAUAAUGAUUUAAAAACAAAAAAUAAAUUUUAGAGAAAAACCUUCAUCAGUUAGAGGUUUUUUUUGUUGUUGUUUGUUUUCGUUUUUUACUUUUGUAAUGUGUAUAUUUUGACUAAUGUUUGUGAAUGAAGCUGGCUAACAUGUAUUUAGUUUCGUUUUGGCUCUAUGUAAUAUAAAGAAAAAAGUUUAAGUAUUGGUUUUAA
Trachemys scripta elegans is the source of this 3525-nucleotide messenger RNA. RefSeq names its product SRY-box transcription factor 21 (gene SOX21). The coding region runs from base 1332 to 2162 and encodes 276 amino acids. Gene Ontology annotation, biological process: regulation of DNA-templated transcription; anatomical structure morphogenesis; cell differentiation. The transcript has a single exon. Lineage: Eukaryota; Metazoa; Chordata; Testudines; Emydidae. The record is from RefSeq and is a predicted model, not a curated record. Gene Ontology annotation, molecular function: RNA polymerase II cis-regulatory region sequence-specific DNA binding; DNA-binding transcription factor activity, RNA polymerase II-specific.